This is a messenger RNA of Siniperca chuatsi (mandarin fish), 4260 nucleotides long. It is a transcript of the gene podn, whose product is annotated as podocan. NCBI's taxonomy places the organism in Eukaryota, Metazoa, Chordata, Actinopteri, Centrarchiformes, Sinipercidae. The transcript is spliced from 13 exons. Bases 693 to 2459 code for a protein of 588 amino acids. Gene Ontology annotation, molecular function: protein binding. The record is from RefSeq and is a predicted model, not a curated record.
UGGAGAACAAGACUAUGUUUUUAAGCCGUUUUAUCCAAGAUAUACCCACCAUAUCUAUUUGAAGUGAUCAGGCCUCUUCUCCCACAUCUAUGAUCAGAAUCUUACACAUGGGAUUGGAGAAUUGUUGUCGAAUCCAAAGGAAAUUUUACCUAACUCCACCAAACCAAGUUAUCAAAACCCAAACUUACAACAUUAAAACUGGACAGACAUGUUACACUUUCCCAUUCUUGGGAAAAAAUGUGAGAAAAAAGGAAAGAAUUUGUGUUUUUGGCUCCCGCUCAGGUCAGAACUGUCUCUCUUACUCACUCCUUUCCUUUUCACUCUCGUCUGUUCCCUUUCCUUUCUUUCUCUUAACUUUCCCUCUCCCACUCCCACUCUCUCUCACAUCUGGAGGUUAUCUGGUGUGGCUGUGUGACUCCUCGCCUGCUAUGGGACAGCCUGUGUUUGGACUGGACGUCAGACUUCAGUGCGUUUCAGCAAACGUUGGUCGGAAGGGCCCUUGCAGUUGGUGAGGACUGAAGCUUCAGACACAGCAGAGAGAGGGGACAGAGAUCCGGCUGUCUUUUGUUGUUGGCCUGUGGCGCUUCACAUUGCCGCUUUUAAUAAUCACCAUGAUCUUGGAACAUGAGACAUAGGCCUACUGGUUUUGAACUGCCUGUGGGAAGAUUGAACACGAGAGCUCCGCAGUGGACAUGGCCUUUCCCAAGCAUUCCAUCCUGCAGGCCCUGAGUGUGCUGCUCUUGGCAUGGGUGUUGGUGCGUUGCCAGGCCCCUCUCGAACCAGAGAAAGAGGAGGAGGAAGAGAUUGACAUCUCAACAGUGGUGACGAAAUCUGAGACAAUCAGAUGUCCGCCAGAGUGCAGCUGUACGGCAGAUGGGGCAGUGGACUGCGCUGGAGUCGACCUCACAGAGUUCCCCCCCGAGCUGUCUGACAACACCCGCCAGCUCUCUCUACAGAACAACAAAAUCAAGGAGAUAACAGUGGAACACAUUUCCCAUCUGCAUCAGCUUGAGACUUUCAACCUUCAGAACAACUGGCUUACCACAGAUGGCCUUGAAGAUGAAGGUUUUGAGAUGCUUGAACAGCUGGCUUAUUUAUACUUGGCAAAUAACAAGCUCACCUCAGCACCAAAAGUCUUACCACCCUCUCUGGUUAGUGCUGACUUUGCUGCUAAUCAGCUUACAAGGAUCUACCCAUAUACGUUUGGCCAUAAACCAAAACUGAGGUCUGUGUAUCUCCAUAACAACAAGCUGACUGAAGCAGGGCUUCCUGAUCACAUGUUCAAUGGUUCUGACAACCUGGAGAUCAUCACUAUGUCCAGCAACUUCCUUCGGGUUGUCCCGAGGAACCUACCCUCCACCCUUUACCGUCUUCAUCUGAAGAGUAACAAGCUGGAGAAAAUCCCAGCGGGGGCCUUUGACAACUUGCGAAACCUCAGAGAGCUGUAUCUCCAGAACAACCUCCUCAGCAAUGAGGGCAUGGACAACGAGACUUUCAGCCAGCUGAGCAGCCUGGAGUGUCUGGACUUGUCAAAUAACAACCUGAGCGUCGUCCCCAAGGGUCUGCCUCGCAAUCUAGUGCUGCUACACCUGGAGAAGAACUCCAUCCGCAGCAUCCCUGGAGAUGCUCUGACUUCUGUCCGAAACCUUGAGUACCUGCUCCUCCACAAUAACAAGCUCCGCUCACGUUCCAUCCACCCAGCUGCCUUCCAGGGCUUGAAGAAGCUGCACACGCUCCACAUGUAUAAUAACUUGCUGGAGCGGGUUCCCAGGGGCUUGCCUCGGCGAGCCAAGACCCUAAUGAUACUGCACAACUUCAUUUCCGAAAUUGGCCGCAACGACCUAGCCCUGCUGUACACCCUGACAGAGCUCAACCUCAGCUACAACAAGUUGACUAGCUCCAAGCUGCACCGCGAGGCUUUCAGGAAGCUGCGUGUCCUGGAAACCCUGGAUCUGUCGGGGAACAGCCUUCACUCUCUGCCCCUGGGCCUUCCUCGCAGCCUGCAGGUGCUCGAAAUCAAGAACAACCAGCUGAACUCCAUACCAGACAGUGCACUGACAGGCAUGGAGAAGCUACGAAAGCUCAUCCUGAGCAACAACCAGCUGAAACUGAAUUCAGUCUAUCAGGGAGCCUGGAUGGAGCUCAGUGCUCUCACAACACUAGACCUCUCUGGUAACCAGCUGUCACACAUCCCCUCUGACCUGCCUGAGUCUCUGGAGUACCUUUACCUGCAAAGUAAUCGCAUCUCCAGUGUUCCUGCUUCAGCUUUUGAAGGCACUCCAAACAUCAAAGGCAUCUUCCUUCGGUUUAACCGCCUGUCUGUGGACUCUGUGGACGAGAGCUCUUUCGCACACCUGUCCAACUUGCAAGUCCUGGACAUCGGCACAGGAAACACAAACCUCCCCUUUAAAAGAGAGGAGAUGGAUGGUGACAAGAUGGAGGAGGAGCAGGAAACAUAAGGCAUGUUCAAUUAAACUGACAUUGGACUGCAUUGUGUCAAAAACAGAAAGGGCUUUUAAAUGGGAAUGAACCUGUGAAUGUCAUUUCCCAGGUCCAUUAUUGUAUUGUGCUGAAUGGCAGAGUUACAUAUUUCUGGUGCAGGAUACCAGAUGAAGUUCCUUUAAUUUCCAUUUUUUGGGCUGGUUAGUAUUGCAUAUCUUUAUAUCUGAGCUUUAAUAUUUGUUUUUGACUGUUGACAUGCAACAUCUAUCAUUUAAUUGUGUUUUUGUCCUUUAUUCUAAAAAAAAAAUGCAUUCACAAAGCAGAGUGAAAAAGGACAGAUGUUGUUCACACUGUGUGCGUCUUUCUCUCCUUUAUGUCAUUUUGUUAAUGGCUGCCUUGUGUUCCUGGCUUAAAAAAAAAGUGAUUUUACUAGAAAUACUGUGAAACAAUGUGUUUUUAACACCAAGGGUAGCAAGAUAAGCAGUCUGACGCUCAACGAAGCCUGAGAAAUCUCAAACUCUUGAAGGAAACAUUGCAACUACUGCAAUUACUCUCAAAUAGGGCUGCAAUUCAGUUUCAUUAUCGAUUAUUCUAUUGCUUAUUUUUUCAAGUAAUCGAUUUAUCCGUCAUGUCAAAAUGUCGAAAAUUACAAAUGCUCAUCACAAGCCUGAAAUAAUUUUUCUAAUUGCUUAUUUUGUCAGAUCAACAAUCCAAAAAUCUGAGGCAUUCAAUUUAUAAUGAUAUAGAAAAGAAAAAAGAACAAAGAGCUUUAAAGUUACAAUCCUUAAAAUGUCCACUAUAUCAAGCACCAUUCGAUAAGAUUUAUUGCCCACAUUUUUUAGCAUUAGCCAUUCACUAUAUUUGCAUUCUGUAAUUGUGUUACUACGUACAAUAGCAGUAUUUAUUGUUACUGACGGAGUCCGCUUUUGGUGGAAUACAAAUUAAGUAUCAAUGCACAAGGGAUUCACAAGAAAUUAUGCAUAAACGUACUGGACGUGAGGUACAUAUUUCACGUACUGCGGAACACAACAUUUGAUCACGAGUUCAGUAUUUCCAUGUGAGAUGACAUUGUUGACUGUCUUUUUUAUUAAAACAUUGUGACAGGAUGAAUUCUGUUACCACACGAUUUUGUUGGGCACGCUCUAUAAGACGGAGUGCCCUCUCUGGCCGUGUUAGCUCCCCCCAGUGGUCAAUACGUGUGUCAUUUUGAACAGAACUCUUGUACUUGUGUUACUAAAACGCACUUGCUGUUACCACCAAUUACUACAGCUGUUGUCAAAUCAACCAGGACUUAGAUCUUAUGGAUUGUAACUUUAGACAGUGAAUGCUCAGUAUUUUUACUUGAUAAAUUAUUUAAAUUAUUAAUGAUAGUCAAAAUGCUUUAUAUUACUUUUCUUUCAAAUGAUUAAUUGAAAUGAAAGAACUGCACUACUCUCAAAACAUUCAGAAGGUGUUGAAAAGUGACCGAUACACAGCCAGUAAGGUUCUGGAAUGAAAGCAGUAAUUUACCUACAAUAUGGAUGUCUUGAUCAUCAUCAUUUUUAUGUUAUUCUUUUGCCAUGUGCUUGUGAAUGAAAUAUUCCAACAUAACAGCAAUUUCGACAUAUCUGAAGCUUCAAUCCGUGCUGCUGCUGCUACUUCAGUCCAUUCCUGUUUUUAAAAAAAGAUAGCAAAUAUUUUUUAUAUGACAUCGAAAAUACUCAUCCUAUUACACUCACUAUAUUGCUAUGAAUACAGUGUCACUUUCACAUACAGCAGUAUAGUAUUGUCACAUAUACAGUCAUUGAACACAGCAAUAAAUUAUUUGAAAAGGCUGAA